UCAUGUGAGCCGGGAUAUAUGGCGGCUAUGGUCUAUCACUUACACUGAAAAGCACUGUUAUUUACGACUGUCAUCACUCGAGAAGGAAUAAUUGUCUGGUUUAUAUUGUGUACGGCGUAGUCGCGUUUUUGUCGGACAAUCUCCUCUGCUCGUUAAGCUCAAAUCGUUGUUCAGGCUUUUAUUUUGCUUCGUCGGUAACGUUAACUGUUCUCAUCCUCCGUUUCAGUCUAAGUUAGCGUCGCAGACAGCAGGUCCUGUUAUUUUAUAAGUGAUGCUUGAGAGGAAACACGUUUUAGGGCGUCGUCUUGUUUAUAUUAUAAUAAGCGCGUGAUGAGGAAAAUCUCGAUUUCAUUUAUUCAUUCAGUUAUACGUUAACCGAGCUGUCAUCCUCUGCAUUCACUGAGAUAUUCGUUUUAACAGCACGCACUUCUGUUCUAUGCGUCAUUUAAGGGUGUUUUCUGUAAUAUUUAGUCAAAAUGAAUACAGAAAAGGAUUUUUCUCCACUGACGCCUAAUAUUGUGAGGGCUCUCAACGACAAGCUGUACGAGAAGAGAAAGGUUGCAGCUCUUGAGAUUGAAAAGCUUGUGCGUGAAUUCGUAGCUCAAAAUAACUCUGCUCAGAUAAGACAUGUCAUCCAGAUACUGGCCACAGAGUUUGCUCUGUCCCAGCACCCUCACAGCAGAAAAGGAGGCCUCAUUGGGCUGGCGGCCUGCUCCAUCGCCUUGGGAAAAGAUUCGGGAUUGUACCUGAAGGAACUCAUUGAUCCGGUUCUUACCUGUUUCAAUGACUCUGACAGCCGUCUGCGCUACUACGCCUGUGAGGCCCUGUAUAAUAUAGUGAAAGUCGCCCGAGGAGCAGUGCUGCCCCACUUCAAUGUGCUGUUUGAUGGGCUUAGCAAGCUUGCUGCAGAUCCUGAUCCCAAUGUAAAGAGUGGCUCUGAGCUCCUGGAUCGCCUGCUUAAGGACAUCGUAACGGAGAGCAACAAGUUUGACCUGGUGGCUUUUGUCCCCCUGUUGCGUGAGAGGAUUUACUCCAAUAACCAAUAUGCUCGUCAAUUCAUUAUCUCCUGGAUUCAUGUGUUGGAGUCUGUUCCUGAUAUCAACCUCCUGGAUUACCUGCCGGAAAUACUAGAUGGACUCUUCCAGAUUCUUGGAGACAGCAGUAAAGAGAUCAGGCGGAUGUGUGAGCUAGUUUUGGGGGAAUUCCUGAAAGAGAUUAAGAAGAAUCCUUCUAGUGUCAAAUUCGCCGAAAUGGCCAACAUCUUGGUCAUCCACUGUCAAGUGUCUGAUGAAUCAAAGUCCACUAACGAUCUGAUCCAGCUGACAUCUAUGACAUGGAUGAGAGAGUUUAUUCAGCUUGCUGGGAGAGUUGUGCUGCCUUAUUCCUCGGGCAUAUUGACAGCAGUGCUGCCUUGUCUGUCCUACGAUGACCGCAAAAAGAGUACUAAAGAAGCAGCCAGUGCGUGUAAUCACAGCCUGAUGAAGCUCGUGACUCUAGAGGAUGAUGAAGAUGACGAAGAAUUACAGACCAAAUCUUCCCCUCCAAGCGACGAGGCUCCAUCUAAAAAAGAGGGAGAUCUGAAUGAUUCCCUAAAUGAGUCUCAGGAGUCGGUAGGCUUCAGUAACAUCUCUUUCUUCACUCCAGCAAGUUCUGACAGGUCUGCAGUUACUCUGGAUCUGGAUGGCAUUGUGCAAGUGCUGGACAGACAUUUACAUGAUUCGUCCACCGGAAUGAUGACUCGCAUCGCUGUGUUGAAGUGGCUCUACCAUUUAUACAUCAAGACUCCUCGCAAGAUGUUCAAGCACACAGAUAGUUUGUUUCCCAUGCUAUUGAAGACACUAUCAGAUGAGUCGGAUGAAGUGAUUUUAAAAGACUUGGAGGUUUUAGCAGAGAUCGCAUCAUCACCUGCUGGUCAGACGGACACUUCUGGGUCGUGCGAUAUAUCGGAUAGUAAAACCGAGCUGCAUAUUCCAGGUGGGGUCAGAGAUGGGCAGCCAGUGGUGGUCGGUUCUAAGAUGACAGAUUUAUCGCCCUCGACUCCCAGCAUGAAUUCAUACUUCUACAAGUUCAUGAUUAACUUGCUCAAGCGCUUCAGUUUGGAGAGAAAACUUCUAGAAAUGAGAGGGGCCUUCAUCAUCAGGCAGCUCUGUCUUCUCCUGCACGCGGAGAAUAUAUUUCACUCUAUGGCAGAUAUUUUACUGAAGGAGGAGGAUCUGAAGUUUGCCUCCACAAUGGUGCAGACACUGAACACUAUUCUGCUUACUUCAGCCGAACUCUUCCAGCUGCGAAAUCAGCUCAAGGACUUGCGCACGCAGGAGAGCUGUGCUCUCUUCUGUUGUCUCUAUCGCUCUUGGUGUCACAAUCCAGUGGCCACAGUGUCCCUCUGCUUCCUCACCCAGAACUACCGGCAUGCCUACGACCUCAUCCAGAAAUUUGGAGAUCUAGAGGUGACUGUGGACUUCCUCAUGGAGGUGGAUAAACUGGUCCAGCUGAUCGAGAGCCCCAUCUUCACCUACCUUCGCCUGCAGCUGCUGGAUGUUGAGCAUAACCCGUACCUCAUCAAGGCUCUGUACGGCCUGCUGAUGUUGCUUCCUCAGAGUCAGGCGUUUCAGCUGCUCUCGCAUCGCCUCAGCUGCGUGCCAAACCCUGAGCUCAUGCGGACGGUGGAAGACCAAAAGGUGGACCUUAAAGACAAACAUCUAGCCCAGCCGCACAUUGACUACAGCGAACUCCUCCAGCAUUUUGACCGAGUCCAGAGCAAACACCUGGAAGUGAGGCAUCAGAGGACGGGCCGAUCUGAGCAUCCGGACAGGAAGCUGAUGUAAACGGUUACAAGAGAAUCCGAAAUGAUGCUACACAACAGACUGGAGAUCUCGUCUCAACCUAUAGCAGACGCUUUGUUCAAAUUUUAAUGUAUUCCAACUACUACAGACAUGAGGGACUUCAGUGUGCUUUAUUUUUCUGCUACGUGAAGUGCUUUAUGUUCAGGCGCUUUGAGUCGAUACACACUUGUGGACUCUGUUACGAAUUAAGCGUCAGCCUAAACUAUUUGUACAGAACCGUGCACCAAUUCCUGGAUGUUUAUUAUUAGGAGCUUUUAAUCUAUAAAAAGAUCUUCUCAUGACGUACUGUAAAUGAGUUUUUUUUUUUUUUUUUUUUUGUAUUACGAUUUUAUCUUUCACAUAAAUUGCAUUUAGGAUAUUUGGUUUAUCCUCGGCAUUGCUAUGCAGUAGGAGUCUAAUUGUUGUUCAUUACAUCAUGUUUUACAUAUGGCCUUAUGUAAAUGUAAGCCAUUUCUCUGUAAAAUGAAAAAAAGUCAAAUAAAGUGGACCAUGAUCAAUA
Messenger RNA from Danio aesculapii, 3342 nucleotides. RefSeq names its product vac14 homolog (S. cerevisiae) (gene vac14). The coding region runs from base 477 to 2825 and encodes 782 amino acids. Gene Ontology annotation, biological process: positive regulation of kinase activity; phosphatidylinositol biosynthetic process. Gene Ontology annotation, cellular component: PAS complex; endosome membrane. The record is from RefSeq and is a predicted model, not a curated record. NCBI's taxonomy places the organism in Eukaryota, Metazoa, Chordata, Actinopteri, Cypriniformes, Danionidae. The transcript has 19 exons.